UGGAGGUGAUGUAAGUACAAGAAGAGACAAGAGUCGGCCGAACCGCGCUUCGCGUUGCCUUCCCCCCAUCACUCGCCAUUUUAGCUUGCCGAGAGAGGGAGCGCGCGAGAGAGAGAUAGGUGGGGGAAGAUCGAAGCAUUUUGGGUUCGUCGAAGCUCUAGAUCUGGUUUGCUUUUGAUCCGUUGGUUGUUGCCGGCGGUCGUGGUGGAUUGGAGGAGAUCUUUCCAUGGCUCAGCUGCAGGCUAUUGGGGCUCCGAAGAUUUCGGUUCAUGGAUCGAGGAUUUGUGGGACACCCACCUACCGGGAUAACUUGUGCUGCUUUAAGCAGUCCAACUUCCACCAAGAGGUGGGUGCAAGGUCAAGUGGGUUCUGUAGUAAUGUGAUCAUUCACCAGAAUUCACAAAAAACAUGUGUUUAUCGGAACCAAGUGGUUACUCAAAAGAAGAGCAAACAGAUUGGGAAACUACUUUCUGCAUCAGAAAAAAGAAGCUUUUUACAUGUCCGCCGUCAACUUAAUAGAAAUACCACUAUUCAGUGUGUACUGGCUGGUGAAAAAGGGGCAGAUACCAUGCUUUCAGGAAAAACUGACAUCCAUGGCAGUCAUAAUGGAUGCGGGUUGCGUGGGAAGUUGAAUAAAGUGGUUUUAGCUUACAGCGGUGGCUUGGAUACAUCAGUUAUUGUCCCUUGGCUAAGAGAGAACUACGGAUGUGAAGUUGUGUGCUUCACUGCAGAUGUUGGUCAAGGUGUCAUGGAAAUGGAUGGUUUGGAAAGGAAAGCCAAAGCCAGUGGUGCAAGUCAACUUGUUGUAAAAGAUCUCAAAGAGGAAUUCGUUAGAGAUUACAUAUUCCCCUGUUUGAGAGCUGGGGCUGUAUAUGAAAGGAAGUAUUUGCUUGGGACCUCAAUGGCUCGCCCUGUUAUUGCUAAGGCAAUGGUAGAUGUUGCAAAAGAAGUUGGUGCAGAUGCAGUCUCACAUGGAUGCACAGGAAAAGGAAAUGAUCAGGUUCGAUUUGAACUUACCUUCUUUGCUCUGAAUCCUGAACUCAAAGUUGUGGCACCAUGGAGGGAAUGGGAGAUCACAGGUCGAGAAGAUGCUAUCGAGUAUGCCAAGAAGCACAAUGUUUCUGUUCCUGUUUCAAGGAAAUCAAUUUACAGCAGAGACCGUAAUCUAUGGCACCUUAGCCAUGAGGGAGACAUUCUGGAGGACCCUGCAAAUGAGCCAAAGAAGGAUAUGUACAUGAUGUCAGUUGACCCAGAAGAUGCACCUAAUCAACCUGAAUAUGUGGAGAUUGGGAUCAAUUCAGGCAUACCUGUUUCCCUCAAUGGAAAAGAGCUCUCUCCUGCAUCCCUCCUCACAGAGCUUAACGAUAUUGGUGGCAAGCAUGGGAUUGGACGUGUGGACAUGGUCGAGAACCGGCUGGUUGGCAUGAAGUCCCGUGGCGUGUAUGAGACGCCUGGCGGCACCAUCCUUUGGACAGCAGCCCGUGAACUCGAGUCCUUGACGCUCGACCGGGAGACCAUGCAGGUGAAGGACAUGCUCGCCCUCAAGUAUGCCGAGCUGGUGUACGCUGGCCGCUGGUUCGAUUCCCUCCGCCAGUCGAUGGAUGCCUUCAUGGAGAAGAUCACAGAGACCAUGACCGGGUCAGUGACUCUAAAGCUCUACAAGGGGUCGAUCAGCGUUGCAUCAAGGAAGAGCCCAUAUAGCUUGUAUAGAGAAGACAUCUCAUCGUUCGAAAAUGGUCUGAUCUACAACCAGGCUGAUGCUGCUGGCUUCAUCCGGCUAUAUGGGCUUCCUACCAGAGUCCGGGCGAUGCUUGAGAGGGGCAUCUGAGAGUUUCAUCUUCUCCUGGCUGUGAGAAUUAGGUAGUGCAAGCAUAGCAGAUCUUGUAGGCCUUGUCAUAAGGUUCUCCUUCGUGUGCCACACAUCAUAUCUAGGUACAGGUAUUCUGAAGGUUGUAUGAUACUGUGCACCCUCUCAUGGUAUCAUUAGAUAAGAUUGUCAGGUUUUGUGGGUCGGUUGGUAUCAAUAUGCAAGGGAUGUGGGAAAUGGAUGCCGCAACAAGUGAUAUGGAUGUGAUGGAAAGGUAGUGAUUGCCUUUUUUUUAAUUUUUGGUAAGAGGGUGGCGAGUGCCUCUAUUGUUCAUGUGGAGCCCUUUUUUGGUGCAGGUAGGAGCUGUUUUUGUGGAACCCUCUUUUGGGGCAGGUUGAGCUGUUUUCGUGGUCCUAUUAUUAUGAAAUGUCAGGAUGUUGAUUGAUCUCCGACACCUCUGCUGCUGUUGGCAUUUUUUUUUUUAAUUUUGGGUGUGCUGAGGAUUGCAACAUUCCUUUCGUAAAAGAAAGAUGCUUAAGGCUGCAUCUUUUUUGGUUAU
Elaeis guineensis (African oil palm) is the source of this 2366-nucleotide messenger RNA. Its product is annotated as argininosuccinate synthase, chloroplastic. NCBI's taxonomy places the organism in Eukaryota, Viridiplantae, Streptophyta, Magnoliopsida, Arecales, Arecaceae. Gene Ontology annotation, cellular component: cytoplasm. Gene Ontology annotation, molecular function: ATP binding; argininosuccinate synthase activity. Gene Ontology annotation, biological process: L-arginine biosynthetic process; urea cycle. The record is from RefSeq and is a predicted model, not a curated record.